This is a messenger RNA of Humulus lupulus (European hop), 2538 nucleotides long. Its product is annotated as disease resistance protein RPM1-like. The transcript is spliced from 2 exons. Gene Ontology annotation, biological process: defense response to other organism. Bases 1 to 2538 code for a protein of 845 amino acids. NCBI's taxonomy places the organism in Eukaryota, Viridiplantae, Streptophyta, Magnoliopsida, Rosales, Cannabaceae. Gene Ontology annotation, molecular function: ADP binding. The record is from RefSeq and is a predicted model, not a curated record.
AUGGCCGAGAGCUUUCUGACUCCUGUUAUCGAGAGCUUGGUUAAGCUGCUAACUAACGAAGUAAACUUGUUAAAGGGAGUCCAUAAAGAAGUCGAAAGCCUGAAAAGAGAGCUAGAGAUCAUCCAAUCUUUUCUCAAAGAUGCAAAGACAAGAAUAGAUAGAGGAGAUGAGUUGAGUGAAGCUGUUAAAACUUGGAUGAAACAACUAAAAGAAGAAGCAGAGCGUGUAGAGGAUAUCAUCGACGAAUACCGGCAUCAUGUCGCACAAGGCACUACUCACAAGCGUGGAUUCAUUGCUUUCUUCUUCAGAAUAGGCCACCAAAUCAAAGCUUUGAAGUCUCGUUAUCCUGUAGCUUCUCAUAUUCACAGCAUUAAGGAAUCUCUACGUACAAUCAAAGAUAUAGGUCAAGGAUAUGGGUUGAGUCAAUCCCUGGCAUUGCAAGGUUCAAGCAGUGAUACCUCCAUACAAGUUCAUCAUGACCCCCGAUUGGUUUCUAAUUUUAUUGAAGAAGAUGAGUACGUGGAUGUUCCAAUCAUUCAGGAGGAAUUAAACACAAGUUUGACUACUCAAGGGGUGUCUACGCGUAUGGUAAUUUCAAUUGUUGGCCAAGGUGGAGUUGGUAAAACGACUCUUGUCAAGAAAUUAUAUGAUGAAGUGAAACAAUGUUUUGAUUGUCAUGUUUGGAUAACUGUGUCUCAGUUGUACGAUAUGGAGAAGAUACUAAAGAUCAUGGUGAAACAGAUGUGCCCUAUAGCUGAUUCUACUACUGAGAGAGAACGUGAUUUGAUUCAGCUCAUUACUCUUCUCAGGCAAAGUUUGCUGACAAAAAGGUACGUGGUCGUUUUUGAUGAUGUUUGGGAUAGAGAUUUUUGGGAAAUUAUGAAACAUGCUUUUCCUAGUAAUAACAACUUAGCUGGUAGAAUAAUUAUCACAACACGUAAUGUUGCAAUAGCUUCUGAUUGUAAUGAAACGCCGUAUGAUCUUAUUCAAGAGAUACAAACGUGGUCUCAAGAUAUGUCAUGGGAGUUAUUUUGCAAAAAGACUUUUCAGUACGACCAGUUUGGGAGUCAUUGUCCAGAUGAGUUGAGGGAAUUAUCACAUGCAAUUGUUAGCAAAUGUCAAGGCUUACCGCUUACCAUUGGGGCAAUAGCUGGUAUUUUAUCAAGAAAAAUGAAGGUUAGAUAUGAAUGGGAAAGAGUUCUUAAUGAUCUAAAUUCUGAGUUCAAGAUAGAUAAUAAUCACGAGCACACAAGAAUUUCAAAGAUUUUGUAUCUUAGUUAUAGCGAUUUGCCUGACCACCUAAAAUCGUGCUUCUUAUAUUUUUCCAUUUUUCCUCAAGAUUGUUCGAUUCGUUUUGAAAGACUAUGUUGGUUAUGGAUUGCUGAAGGAUUUGUAAGAUCGUGGGAAAAUAAGACACUGGAGGAAGUAGCUGAAGAGUACUUAAAUGAGCUCAUCAAAAGAAACUUGGUUUUGUAUGAAGAGCUUAAUGGGCUAGAUAGACUUUGCAAAGUUCAUGACUUGAUGCAUGAGUUCAUCCAGUCAAGGGCAAAUGAUUUGUGCUUUAAUCAAUUUAUAGACCAUGAAAAGAAGUCAAUGAAUGGAGGAACAACACGACGCUUAUCAAUCUAUGGCAGCAUGAAUCAUGUUAUGAAAGCUAUCAAACAGUCGACAAUUCAAGAGCUACCAAUUGAGAUCAAUAAGCUUUGUAAUCUUCGACACAUUUUUGCUAGGUUCAUAGACCAGACAAAGAUUAGUGAUGUUUUUGGUGCUGUCCAUGGAGUAAAGAUGCAACAAGGUUUUGGAUGUUUAGAGAAUCUAGAGACACUACGGCACAUGAAAUUGCACCCUAGUGAUGAUAUUGCUAAUGUCACUAAAGAGAUAGAGAAACUAAGAAAGUUGAAGUCUUUGGGUGUAACAAACUUGACCACGCCAACUGCGAGGGCUAUUUGCGAAUCGACAUUACUGAAGUUGAACCAGCUUGAACAUUUGGAUCUAACAACAGCUAUUGAACAUGAUGAAUUAGUCCUAGACAUAGGAUUACAUUCAUCUUCAGCGCUACCAUUUCCUUUGUUGUCUAAACUUCGCUUAGUCGGCGGCCUAAGGAAGUUCCCUCCAUGGAUUUCGAAGCUUUGGAAUUUAGAGACUUUGUAUUUAGGUUUCUCAAAGUUGGAUGAUGAUCCACUUGAAUACCUGAAAGAGUUACCAAAUCUUACAACUCUUCGACUAAACCAGGCAUACAAUGGACAACAACUACACUUUGAAGAUGGUUUUUUUCGUAAGCUUAAGGAGCUUUGGUUGAGUGACUUGAAAAGGCUGAAGGUGGUGAAGAUAGACAAGGGAACAUUGCCCCUUCUUAAGAUACUUGACCUUGUUUCUUGUCCACUGCUUGAGGAGGUUCCUUCUGGUGUCCAGCACCUAAAAAACCUCAAACACUUUACAAUCUCGGCCAUGCCAGGGGAAUUUGUGGCUGGAAUAAUGCAACAAAAUGGAGGCAUUGAUUAUCCAAAAAUUCACCAUGUACCAACAGUCCGUAUUUAA